Molecule: messenger RNA, 1324 nt
Organism: Nematolebias whitei (Rio pearlfish)
Lineage: Eukaryota; Metazoa; Chordata; Actinopteri; Cyprinodontiformes; Rivulidae
Gene: zfyve19
Product: zinc finger, FYVE domain containing 19
Exons: 11
Coding region: 1-1284 (427 amino acids)
Biological process (GO): mitotic cytokinesis checkpoint signaling; abscission
Cellular component (GO): midbody; cleavage furrow; centrosome
Molecular function (GO): phosphatidylinositol-3-phosphate binding; metal ion binding
Source: RefSeq, a predicted model, not a curated record
AUGGACAACCGUUGUUACUGUUGUGCAUCAAAGUUUAGUCUUUUUAAGAAAGAGCUGGGCUGUAAGAGCUGUGGACGUUCCUUCUGCUCGAGCUGUUUGACUUUCAGUGCUGUGGUGCCUCGAUAUGGCAACACCCAGCAGAAAGUCUGCAAGCAAUGUCAUGGUAAUCUAACAAGGGGAGAAUCUCCAAACAGUGCUGGAAGAUUGUCCCCUCCUGAAAAUUACAAAAAACGGGUUGCUGCACAAGAGGCCAAACAGCAAGGACAGUCAACCCAGCCUCUUGUACAAGGAGGAAACAGAAACAGUAAAACAAGCCAUCUUCCCACUAAGAGCCUGAGUAAAGAAGACCAAGCUAUAGCUGAGAGACUUCAAAAGCUAAAGGAAGACAAUAAACCCAAGACUAUCCCUUCUGAGAAGGAGAUCGAGUCACGCCUUGCUGCCCUGAAAGCUCCCAGCCAGCCAGUGCCUUCUGCAGAUGAGAUGGAGCAUCGUCUGGCAGCUCUUCGGGAUCUGCCACCGCCAUCUCAAGCACCUCCUCCUGUGCACCAGCCUCUUGAUAGACGGACUCAGACUGAACAAGCCAAUGAUUUGUUAAAGCAGAUGACGGAGGAAGUUGCCAUUGACAACCAACAAUCAAGACCAGAAAGCAAUAUAGAUCUGAAUGAUCUUAACAAAGGGGAGGGGGCUGAAUUAGAUGAGGACUUGGAGGACAACCAGGGAGCAGUUAAACAGCUGGAGGCAGAGAAAGACCAUCUGCUUGAAGAAGCCAUGAAGGAGCUGAGGAAUGAGCACCAUACCCAGGAUGAGAUCCUCGACAUGGCUAAGAGGCUGGCGCAGUUAAAGGGGCAGGACCCAAAUAAAGUAAGAGCCGAAGAUUUCCAACAACCUGAUAGUGAGGAGGAAACUGAGGAAGAAGCUAUGAGAAGAGUUCUGAAACAGCUUUCAGAAGAAACUGCACUCGAUGAAGCCAGUGGAUACAACAUACCUGUAGAACAGAGUGGUCCGAAGAACACAGAGAAAAAACAGAGCUCCAAAAAAACUACUGCAGCUCCUGGGCCAAAGAGCAAGACGCCUUCGGCUGCUGUUGCCCAUCAGCCGUCAGACAGUGAUGACGAAGAGCUUCCGUGGUGCUGCAUCUGUAACCGUAACGCCACCCUCCGCUGUCACACCUGUGAUGGAGACCUGUACUGCAACCGCUGCUUCAGGGAAGGCCAUGAUAAAUAUGACAGGAUGGAGCAUCGCACCGCUAACUAUACCGCUCCCAAAAAGAAGAGGAAGACGUGAUCAUAGAGCUGUUUCCCUUAGCAAACUGUAACCCGUCAAG